UUAUACACACGAACGAAUAAUACUAAUGUACUAAACUUUAAGUAGAACAUCCGUUGCGAAAUAGGAACAGCCCUUUAUCAGCGUGCCCUUUUCGAGUGUUUAUUACAACGAAAUGGGAUUUUGUAAAUUCGACAGUUUAAUAAAGAGGAAGAAAGACUCCAAAGAGCCAGAGAGUGAAAAUGGGGGCUACCAGCCAGCAAAGCAAGACGAUGACACAGAGGGAACCGAGUCGAGUUCCGAGUCUGGUGAUUACUCGAGAGGAGUGUGGGCUCGCAAGAUUGAGUUCAUCUUGUCCGUGAUUGGCUACUCUGUUGGGGUUGGAAAUCUUUGGAGGUUUCCUUACCUGGUGAUGCAAAAUGGAGGAGGAGCGUUUCUCAUCCCAUUCUUCUUCUUCCUGUUUGUGUGUGGAAUUCCCCUGUUUUAUCUGGAACUCUGCCUUGGCCAGUUCUCUGGGGUCAGCUGUCUCUAUGUGUGGAAGUUCUGCCCACUCUUCAAAGGUAUUGGCUACAUGAUGUUGGUGGUCUCAUUUGUCUACUGCUGGUACUACAUCAUGGUGCUGGUGUGGGUGCUGGUGUACCUCUUCAACUCCUUCAUGUCUCAAUUGCCGUGGGGACAGUGUAACCAGGCCUGGAACACCGAGCACUGCGUAACCGGGCUCGCGUCUGGAGUCAGUGCCAUGAGGAAUGUCUCAGCUGAGAGCUUUGAGAAUGAUACAACAUUUUCUGAAAGCAACAUUUCUGUUAUGUCCCAUACUGCCAGUAAGGAAUUCUGGAACCGAUACGUUCUGAACAAGUCCUCAGGCCUCGAGGACUUUGGAGGCAUUCAGAGCCACUUGGCUAUUGCCCUCGUGGUGGCCUGGGUGGCCAUUUUCCUCUGUCUCAUGAAGGGAAUCAAGAGUGCGGGAAAGGUCGUCUAUGUCACCGCCCUUCUGCCUUAUGUACUUCUGACAGUGUUCCUGGUAAAGGGCCUCACAUUGCCUGGGGCUGCAGAUGGAAUCCUGUUCUACAUCAAACCUAACUUCUCAACCCUUUUGGAUUUCAACGUGUGGGUACAGGCAGCAGUGCAGGUGUUCUACUCACUUGGCCCAGCCUGGGGAGGGCUUAUCACCAUGGCAAGCUACAACAAAUUCAACAACAACUGCCUAAGGGAUGCCUUGAUUUGCACAGCCGCUGAUGGGUUCACCAGUUUCUAUGGUGGAUUUGUCAUCUUCUCAGUGAUUGGUUACAUUGCCAAGGAGGCCAAUAUGGAGAUAAAGGAUGUCGCAACCUCGGGCCCAGGCCUAGCACUUGUGAUAUACCCCGAGGCAAUCACCAAGCUGCCUAUACCUCAGCUCUGGUCCGUGCUGUUCUUCCUGAUGCUCCUCUCACUGGGAAUUGACAGUCAGUUCGGUGUGUUUGAGACCCUGUCCAGUGGUCUGCUAGAUACGUUUCCACGGUUACGGAAGCGAAAAAUCCUGGUGACCGCCUGCCUCUGUGUCAUCCUGUUGCUUCUUGACCUGCCUUUCACUUUGAAUGGAGGCAUAUACCUGUAUCAACUUGUGGACUGGUACUUUGCAGCCUUCUGUGUUCUUAUCAUCUCAUUUCUGGAAUGCUUCCUCAUUGCCUGGGUGUACGGUGCUAACAGAUUUUGCAAUGACAUCAAGUUGAUGGUUGGUCGGCCGCCCCCUCUGUAUAUUCGUAUAUGUUGGUGCGUGUUCACCCCAGUCAUCUUGCUGACGGUGUUCCUGAUCAUGUGUUUCCAGUACGAGCCCCCAUCGUACGAUGGCUACAAGUAUCCAAUGGUGGCCAAAGUGUGCGGGAACAUUCUUGCCAUGAUCCCUGUAAUUCCCCUUCCGAUAGUCAUGAUUUAUCAGAUAGCAAAUACCCCGGGCAGUCUGUGGCAGAAAAUAAAAUUCCUCCUUAAGCCGUCAUAUGAUUGGGGUCCCCAUGUAUCCCAGUACAAACAGGGCUACGAACAGUACAUUGAGAUGCAGAAACCAUGCGGAAUGUUACAUUCUGUGCGAAAAAAUCUGCUUGGAGCAGCUGACAGCUAGAGGCAACAAUAGUUAGGAAGAAUUCGUGUUGUGAUGAUGACAUUUAAUGUGUUGCAGUGUUUUGUUAGGGCAUUAGUUGUUAGGGAAACAAUUAAUGAAAUUAGAUAGCAGUAAUAUCUGAUUGAUUAAGCUAAUUCCCAUGCCACAGUAAAGUCUGUGAUUCAUAACUAUUUAUGCCCCCGGAUCAAAUGAUUGGGGGUAUAUUGUUUUUGGCCUCUGUCUGUCAUUCUGUCUCCAAACUUUAACCUUGAGGUUAAACUUUUGCAAUAACCUUUGCAAUAUUGAAGAAAGCAACUUGAUAUUUGGCAUGCAUGUGUAUCUCAUGGAUCUGCACUUUUUGAGUGGUGAAAGGUCAAGGUCAUCCUUCAGGGUCAAAGGUCAAAUAUAUGGCUUCAAAGUGGCGCAAUAGGGGGCAUUGUAUUUCUGACGAACACAUAGCUUUGUUAUUUUCACACAAUUUGUUUUCCAGUGAUUGUGAUUUUCUGCUACAAUUUUCAGGUUGUUUAAUUUCUGUAUUGUUUGUUCAUGAUGUACGGAGCCAGUGUUGUGAAGCUGGUUAAGCAUCAUGAUUUUUCUUAAAACGAUUGCAUUUUGAUAUUAUAUUCAGAAUCUUAUAAACACUUUCCCCAUCAGAAGCAAAUGGCUUUUGCAACCAGCAUAAAACCACAACAGCCUGCAAGUAACUCGCAGUCUGUUCAGGUUUUAUGCUGUUUGCUGCUCAUCAGUAUCUUAAGGUUGGAAAUUAAGCCUUUAAUACUUGAUACUAGUAAAAAAUAUUUUAAAUUUGAUUAAAUUUUCUAAGGGACUACAAAUGGGUCAAAGUUCGUUUGUAAUGGGUAAAGGGUACACAUACAUGGUAGCUUGGAUCCUGUGUCCUCCUAGCUAUAAGAAAUUCCCCGGUUUGAUACCCACUCUGGGAGCUUUAUCUCGAGACACCAAGUAAUGGUUUUACCAUGGAAAGAGUUUCAGUAAGCCUUAGGCUUUCUAUGCAAUAAAGUAGAAAGUAUAAUCUUGGCUUUUGAUGCAAUUGAGCUAACAUAAAUACAUAUACACUAAAAUAGUAUUUUACAGAGGGGUGUGAAGUACAUGUACAUGAAACUAUGAGUAUAUUAAACACAAUUAUGUAGAUAAUUAUACAUUUUGAUUUGGCUAUUGUAAUGCAUAUCACUGCAGUGUCAGGUUUUUGUGUGUAAACAUGUCUGUGGUCAGUUUUAUUGGUGUUGACUUGCUUUGUAUUUUUAUGCCCCUCUUUGAUGGAGAGGGGUUAUAUCGUUUUGCUGGAGGUCUGUUGGUUGACCAGUUUGUUUCCGUUCAAUAGCUUGUAAACAAAUUUACCAAUUGGCUUGAUACUUACCAUGUGAAUUGGCCUUUGCAAGUAGAUGACCCCAAUGGAAAUUGGGUUCACUAUAUCAAAUGUCUAGGUCACUGUCACACUAUGAGUGAAAGUUGUUUCCAGUCAAUAACUUGUGAACGGAGGGACUGAUGGCUUGAUGCUUCCCAUGUGCAUUUGCAUUGGACAGUAGAUGGCCCCUAUAGAAAUUAGGGUCACUAGGUCAAAGGUCAAGGUCACUCUCACAAUAAGUGUGAAAAUUGUUUCCAUCAAUAACAAGUCAACACAUUGACUGAUUGGCUUGUUCAAAAGUCAAGGUCAUUGUGACAUUAAGUGUUAAAUUGUUAUAUGUUCGAUAUAUGGACAAAGGAUUGCGUGAUGGGUGUCAAGGCCCUGUUUGGUAGGCAUCUGUCUCCAACCCUUGAGCUCUUGUUUACCUCUGUUAUUCUGUGAUUAUAUGUACUGCUAGUCCUCCAAAUUUAAAGGGCAAUUCCGCUGAAUUAUUAUUUACUUUAGUCACAAUGUUAAAGUAAAGUGUCAUUAUCACUAAGUAGACUCAAAAGUUGAUUUUAAGAUUGAUAACUGUCAACAAUCCGACCUGACCUUUUUGAUGUUUUUUGUGUGAAUGCCAAGUGUAUUGUAAUAUACAAUGUUAGACACUAAGAUAGUAUAUUAUAAAAAAAUUGUAAUUCUUUUUUUCUGAGCUAUUUUUUUAAUCUUGUAAUUCAUUAUUAUAUCUUUCAUAUGUGUACUUACAUCACGAAAGUAGCUGAUAUUUUGCACAUCUUUAUUAAAAAAAAUGAUUCUACAUGACAGAGCUGUUAUUUUUAGAAUAACAUGUUCUAGAUUUUAUUGAUAUUCUUAUUGAAGCACAAUAUUUUUUGUUUUUCUUUUUGAGUCUAGAUGUUUUCCUGCUUCACUUGUGUUGUUUGCAAUUAUUGUGUACACUUUAAGUGAUUGUUUUCUUCUUAUUAUGCGGAUACCAAUUGUUUAAAGGACCACACAGGGUUGUGUUACAAUUUAAUCAUAAUUUUGAUUGUUGUUAAGAUGCUGUAAUAAAUUGAUAUGUUGUCAUUGUUUUUUGCACCAUAACUGAAUAUUUAUAGUAUAUUUAAACCUUAUGCAAAGGUGCUACAGUUCAUGAUCAUUUCAGAUACCAUUUCAAUUAUUGUGAUCAUUAUAAUUAUUGAAAACGUCUUGAGCCUUUUUAAGGUUUAUUUAAUUUUUCUGUACACUUCAUGUUUCAUUUCUGAUAACUCUAAGACCAUUUGGUGUUGUUUUUUUUCACUUAAUACUUAUAUUUCACUCAGGUAUAUAAUAGUGUUUUUUAUCUUUUGAUUACUUACUUUAAAUGGAACAUUUAAGUGUAAUUCACUCGUUUUGUAUUUCAUGUUGAAUUAUUUAAUAUUCUUUCUUAUAAUUCAGGCUGUCGCUGACCCAUUCUUUUUUUUUAAUCAUACUCUUAGUUCUUUUUUUCACUCUGUUUCCUUCAUUGUUCAUUGAAUAUUUUUUAAAUUCUCACGGUUUGUUUAUGUAAAUUAUAUCUCAGCAGAAGCCAAUGAUAUCACAAAUUGUGGUGCAAACACUUACCAUAUAUUAUUGCCAUAUAUAAAAUAAUCCAAACAACACAUUAAACCAAUAGUUAUAAAUUAUCGUGGGAAUGGGUCGAUUCUUUUUGUAAUACUAAUUUUCCUUCAUAAUUAUUAGUAUUUUUUGUGGCGUAUUUUUGUAGCAUUGGCAUACAUUAUUGUAACAUGACUGAUUGUACUGUAAUUUCUUAGUGUUUCAGCGAUGUUAGUAUUCAACUGCACAAUUCAUAUUGGCGAAUAAGUGGUUUAAAAAAUAAAUAAGAAUAAAAUAAAUAUAGUUCACACCCUGGAAUAAUUGCCAUUUGUGUGUAACAAAACACUAAACUGCGCAGUUUUUAUAUAACAUUACGAAGAACAUUGAAAGAGGUAUUUUUUCAAACAUUUAUUAUAUAUAACCAUAUUUUUUGCCUUUGGAUCUAGAAAAAAUGCAAACAUACACAUUAUUUAUUUACUUACAUGUAUUACAUUGCCUUCAUCCAAUAUACCGGGUACACCUAACUUGCAAAGUCGUUGAUAGCCAUUAUUAUUAAAUAUGAGUGAAAUUUGAGCAAGAUUUGACUAGAAUCACAUGAGUUUUUAUCCUUAGUUUUUGAAAAAUUGUGCAAAAAUCGACAUUAAUUUUCACCCAUCUUCACCAAUAUUUCACAGUUUGUCUAUGACCAAAGACAUCCUUCGGAGAGUAUAAUUUUACACUUAGUUAGUUUUUGCAUUUUUUCCCUAAAAUUAUGCUGAAAUAGGAAUUAAAUUGGACGGAUAUCGUACUUUUCAUCAAAUCCUAAUUCAACUUAGCAAGUCUUUAUAUACAACCACAUGCUUUAAGUGAAGUAUUAUACAAGCAAGAACCAAUCAGCAGCAUAAGAUUUAUUGCCAUAUGCUUCUUUCCACAAAACACUCAUAAAAAACAAUCUGUACCAAUAUUGAAUAGUUACGUAAUUAUAAAAUUUAAAAUCAAUUUACACUGACUUAUCAACAUAUCAUCAUGUAAUUUAUCAAACCUAAUUUAUGCAAAUAUAAAUAUCCCCUUUUUGAAAAGAGUAUUCGUUGGAAUCCCUUUCGAAGAUGCAGGAAUAUUCUUCAGAUACUAGUAAAAUACCCUUAUUAUCAAAGCUGGCAGAGGUAUGAGCUUCAUCUUUGAAAGAACUUGGGUGAUAACUUUUGCCCAAUCAUGACUCUUGUCAUAUAUUUUUUUGUUGGAUCAAAUGUCAGAAAAUAUCACUGCUUUCCAUUCUUAGUUGUUGCAAAAUCCGUUCUUGAGCUCUUCUUUGUAAGCCUCCUCUUUUUAGCUCACCUGAGCACAGCUUUUGUGAUCGCUUUUUGUCCGUCGUGCGCCGUCAACAUUUGCCUUGUUAACUCUCUAGAGGCCACAUUUAUUGUCCAAUCUUCAUGAAAUUUGGUUAGAUGAUUGGUCUCAAUGAUAUCUUGGAUGAGUUCGAAAAUGGUUACGUUUGCUUGAAAAACAUGGGGCGGGGCAUUUUUCCUUAAAUGGCUAUAGUAAAAUCUUGUUAACUCUCUAGAGGCCACAUUAAUUGUCUGACCUUCAUGAAACCUAGUCAGAAGAUUCAUCCCAAUAAUAUCUUGGACGAGCUCAAAACUGUUUCCGAUUGGUUGAAAAACAUCGGCGCAGGGGCGGAGCAUUUUUCCUAAUAUGGCUAUGGUAAAACCUUGUUAACACUCUAGAGGCCACAUUUAUUUUCCGAUCUUCAUGAAACUUUCCCAGAAGAUUUGUCCCAAUGAUAUCUUGGAUGAGUUUAAAAAUGGUAACCUUUUCUUGAAAAACAUGGCUGCUAAGGGGCGGGCAUUUUUCCUUAUAUGGCUAUAGUAAAAUUUUGUUAACACUCUAGAGGCCACAUUUAUAGUCGAUCUUCAUGAAACUCAGUCAGAAGAUUCAUCCUAAUAAUAUCUUGGACGAGUUCAAAAAUGAUGCCGGUUGGUUGAAAAACAUGGCCACCAUGGGGGCGGGACAUUUUUCCUUAUAUGGCUGUAGUUUUAACACUCUAGAGGUCACAUUUAUUUUCCGAUCAUCAUGAAACUUGGUCAGAAGAUUUGUCCUAAUGAUAUCUUGGAUGAGUUCGAAAAUGGUUUUGGUUGCUUCACAAACAUUGCCACCAGGGGUGGGGCAUUUUUCCUUUUAUGGCUAAGUAUGGCUUUAGUAAAACAUUGUUAACACUCUAAAGACCACAUUUAUUGUCCAAUCUUCAUGAAAUUUGGUCAGAAGAUUGGUCUCAAUAAUAUAUCUUGCUCGAGUUCGAAAAUAAUUAUGUUUGCUUGAAAAACAUUGCUUCCAAGGGGCGGGGCUUUUUUCCUAAUAUGGCUAUAGUAAAAUCUUGUUAACACUCUACAGGCCACAUUUACUGUCCGAUCUUCAUGAAACUUGGUCAGAAGAUUCAUCCUGAUAAUAUCUUGGAAGAGUUCAAAAAUGAUGCUGGUUGGUUGAAAAACAUGGCUGCCAGAGGGCGGGACCUUGUUCACACUCUAGACUAGAGGCCACAUUUAUUGUCUGAUCUUUAUGAAAGUUGGCCAGAAGAUUUGUCCCAAAAAUAUCUUGUUAUCUCAGGUAAGCGACUUUGGGCCUUUUAGGCCCUCUUGUUUAACAGAAGCCACUCGUUCUGUUUAUUUCAUGACCAUUUUAAUCGAAAAUCCAGUCAGGUAUUCCGAAAACCGUUUUUAAAAUGGCUUAUCUGUAGCUCAGUCUCCCACAGCAUGCAAUAUGGCCACAAUAGAACACGACUUUAUUCAUUACAUUCCAUUUACGUUUGAAUUGUUUUUAUGUGUUAUAUUGUACUUUUUUUAAGAAUUUAAGUUUGUUUGAUAAAAGAAGUAAAAUGGUAUUGCUUACAAACAUUUAUUUCUGAAUUAUGCAAUUUUGUAUAAUGACUGAAUUUAAACAAUUUUCUCAUAGUAUAGUAGGUUUCUUUUUGAAAAUUUCUAUCAAGAUUUUCAAUCCUUUUGAUAAAGAGAUAACGAAUAGGCCUUCAAAUAUUUCAAUAUGAGACCUAUUAUCCACUUUGUUUUCUCCUUUUUUUACAACUUUUGUGUUUCAUCUGUGGACAAUCAUGUUUUUCUUAACACUUUGCAUGCUGGAAAAUUUGUUGUCGUCUGCUGAAUUUCUUCGAUUUUUUUCAAAGAAUACUUUCAGAAUAGCGAACAGUUUGGAUCCUGAUGAGACGCCACGUUCUGUGGCAUCUCAUCUGGAUCCAAACUGUUUGCAAAGGCCUUUAAAAUUUGGUUCCAGCGCUGAAAGGGUUAAGCUUAUUAUCGUUAUUAUUAUUAUGUAUUUAGAAUUUAAUGUUACUAUGUCUACCUUUAAAAAUUAAUGUUUUUGAAGAGACAGAAACUGUGUCUCAAAACGUUAUAAGUGAUAAUAAAUGUUUUAGUUCCAUA
This is a messenger RNA of Dreissena polymorpha, 8332 nucleotides long. Its product is annotated as sodium- and chloride-dependent glycine transporter 1-like. The transcript is spliced from 14 exons. NCBI's taxonomy places the organism in Eukaryota, Metazoa, Mollusca, Bivalvia, Myida, Dreissenidae. Gene Ontology annotation, biological process: sodium ion transmembrane transport. The record is from RefSeq and is a predicted model, not a curated record. Gene Ontology annotation, cellular component: membrane. Bases 113 to 2032 code for a protein of 639 amino acids.